AUGGUCAAAGCGUCCACUCUCGCUCUCUCUGCUUGUGCUCUACUCGGAUCUGUGGCUCCCUAUGUCGUACAAGCAGCCCCCAUCCAUGCUGAUGAUUCCGUCUUUGAACGGGACUUCACUCACGACAUUGCCGAGGUCUUCGAGCGGCAAUAUUACCCGAUGUACGCGGUCCCACCCCCUCGACCUGUGUACUACCGACCACCCGCCUACGGAGGCUAUCAUCCCGGCCCGAGUCGACUUGGGGGAUGGGCAAGACCUCCGAUCAGUACCGUCAACAACUUGAAGCCCACCACCAAGCCUUCGACCACGAAGCCUGCUGCCCAACCCACCACUCCCGCCAAGAAACCAGAUAACAAGCCAAAGACGAGGAAGGAUUCGAAGAAGAACAAGAAGAAAGCCAAGCGUGAUUUUAUCCACGCUGAUUUCGACAUCUUCGAGCGGGAUUUUGACAUCGAGGGACGUGAUUUUGAAUUUGAACUCGAACAGCGCGAACCGAUCCUCGGAGGGCUGUUCUCAGGUGUCGCCGACAUCAUCAGCGCCGCUAAGGGUAAGAAACGACAGCCUGCCACCGAGUAA
Messenger RNA from Coprinopsis cinerea okayama7#130, 576 nucleotides. RefSeq lists its product as hypothetical. The coding region runs from base 1 to 576 and encodes 191 amino acids. The transcript is spliced from 3 exons. The record is from RefSeq and is a predicted model, not a curated record. Lineage: Eukaryota; Fungi; Basidiomycota; Agaricomycetes; Agaricales; Psathyrellaceae.